AUGGCCGAGCCAGCCCAUAACCCUCCUCUCAAUUACGAAGCUUCAAAUACAAGAACUCAUCCCCAAGCUUCCUCCUCCCUCCCACCAGAAGUGGUCACUUGUCUCGAAAAUGCCCGAUUUCUCCACCUCGCAACCAUCACGAACCCAACACCUACUUCUCCCGCACUUCCCCACGUCUCCCUCAUGAACUACACCUUUCUCCCAGGCGGCUCCUCAUCACAUCCGACCUCCCCUCUGCCACCCCAUCCAACCAUAAUAAUGACUACGAAUCAUCGAUCCCUCAAGACCCAAAACCUUCUCCACAACCCGCAUGUCAGCCUACUCGUCCAUGACUGGGUAUCGCAUCGGCCGCCUACUGCUGGGGGGCCUGGAGGCGGGCGAAGCGGUUCCCCGCCCGCAGCCGCGACCAGAAGCUCGCUGGCCAGUCUGUUGCUGAAUAUGAAUACUAGCGCACUGAGUAGCAUAUCGACGACAAUCACUGGGGAGGCGGUGUUUCUGGAGAAGGGUAGCCCGGAGGAGAAAUGGUGCAAGGAGGCGCAUUUGGCGAACAAUACGUUUGGAGAUCAGGCUAGGGAGGAGGCGGGUUUGUUUGGGGGACAGCCGCCUAGUGCCCCUGGGGCAUUGGAGGGUGGGGGAAGCGCGGGCAGUAGUAGCUGUUACAUCGAGGGAGAGGACGUGAGAGUUGUGAUCGUGAGGGUUCGGGAAGGUAGAAUAGCAGACUGGAAAGGAGGAGUCAAAGAUUGGGUGGUGCUUGAUGAGGAUGAGCUGCAAAAACGGUCUAGCGAGAGUACAGGAGACAGAAGCGAUGAUGGCACAAGAGGGAGAACACCGCAAGACCAGGUGACUCUGGUGAAUGGCGUUGCAGGAUAA
This is a messenger RNA of Endocarpon pusillum Z07020, 870 nucleotides long. RefSeq lists its product as uncharacterized. Lineage: Eukaryota; Fungi; Ascomycota; Eurotiomycetes; Verrucariales; Verrucariaceae. The record is from RefSeq and is a predicted model, not a curated record. The coding region runs from base 1 to 870 and encodes 289 amino acids. The transcript is spliced from 2 exons. Gene Ontology annotation, cellular component: cytoplasm; nucleus.